Caenorhabditis elegans is the source of this 425-nucleotide messenger RNA. RefSeq lists its product as uncharacterized. The transcript is spliced from 3 exons. The record is from RefSeq and is marked reviewed. Lineage: Eukaryota; Metazoa; Nematoda; Chromadorea; Rhabditida; Rhabditidae. Bases 22 to 300 code for a protein of 92 amino acids.
AUAAUCCCAAGUAUCCUGAAAAUGUCCGACGCCGCCGCCCCAGCUCAAGCUCCAGCUCCACCAACUCAUGCUCCAUUGACCCCACAUAAGCACUGCAACACCCGUGACCGUCUUUUCGGACAGGAUCCUCCAGCAGUGGCAUCUCCAAAGCGGGUCACACCAACCUUCAAAUCACAGAUUUUUGAUGAUGUUCCAGCGUCUCCAUCCAGAACUCCUAAGAGGACCGUUCAAGUUGUUUCUCGUAACCCAGUGACCGGAGAAAUCAAGCCAUCACCAUCCCAACAACAAGUCGCUGCCUAAAACAACCUCUGUUUUUAAUUGUAUUUUUUUCAAAUUCCUGCUUUUUCCCAUACUAUCUAUCUGUCUGUAUUUGCCUAUAUUUCCUCUUACUUUUUCAUGCAAAAUUUAAUAAAAGAAAUUCGAAU